Anas platyrhynchos (mallard) is the source of this 1680-nucleotide messenger RNA. It is a transcript of the gene CAMK1, whose product is annotated as calcium/calmodulin dependent protein kinase I. The record is from RefSeq and is a predicted model, not a curated record. Gene Ontology annotation, biological process: protein phosphorylation. NCBI's taxonomy places the organism in Eukaryota, Metazoa, Chordata, Aves, Anseriformes, Anatidae. Gene Ontology annotation, molecular function: protein kinase activity; ATP binding.
GCGCGCCGUGCCCGGAGCUGCCGCCGCCGCCGCUCCGCUGCGCGCGGGGCCGGGGCCGUCGGCCCAGGCCACCAUGCCGCUGGGGCGGGACGGGCCCGGCUGGAAGAAGCGGACCGAGGACAUCCACCGAAUUUACGACUUCCGAGAGGUCCUGGGCACGGGGGCCUUUUCCGAGGUGGUCCUGGCGGAGGAGAAGGCGACCCAGAAGCUGGUGGCCAUCAAGUGCAUCGCCAAGAAGGCGCUGGAGGGGAAGGAGGCCGGGCUGGAGAACGAGAUCGCCGUCCUGCACAAGAUCAAGCACCCCAACAUCGUGGCCUUGGAUGACAUCUACGAGAGCAGCAGCCACCUCUACCUCAUCAUGCAGCUGGUGUCGGGGGGGGAACUCUUCGACCGCAUCGUGGAGAAGGGCUUCUACACCGAGCGCGACGCCAGCGCCCUGAUCCGGCAGAUCCUGGACGCCGUCAGGUACCUGCACGACAUGGGCAUCGUGCACCGAGACCUCAAGCCCGAGAACCUGCUGUACUACAGCCUGGAGGAGGACUCCAAGAUCAUGAUCAGCGACUUCGGGCUCUCCAAGAUCGAGGGCUGCGGCAGCGUCAUGUCCACCGCCUGCGGGACCCCCGGAUACGUGGCCCCCGAGGUGCUGGCGCAGAAGCCCUACAGCAAGGCAGUGGAUUGCUGGUCCAUCGGGGUCAUCGCCUACAUCCUGCUGUGCGGGUACCCCCCGUUCUACACUGAGAACGACGCCAAGCUCUUCGAGCAGAUCCUGCGAGCCGAGUACGAGUUCGACUCGCCCUACUGGGACGAUAUCUCGGACUCGGCCAAAGACUUCAUCAGGCACUUGAUGGAGAAGGACCCCAAAAAGCGCUUCACGUGCGAGCAAGCCCUGCAGCACCCCUGGAUCGCCGGGGACACGGCCCUGGACAAGAACAUCCACCAGUCGGUGAGCGAGCAGAUCAAGAAGAACUUCGCCAAGAGCAAGUGGAAGCAAGCCUUCAACGCCACGGCCGUGGUGCGGCACAUGAGGAAGCUGCAGCUGGGAACCAGCCAGGAGGGCCCCGCGCAGCCCCCGCUGAGCAGCCCCUGCCACGGCCAGCGCCUGGGGGGGGCCUCCAGCAACGCAGGGUCAGACUGCGAGCGGGCGCCAGGCAACAGACCCCCCCGGCUGCCCCCACACUGAGGGCCUGGCCCCCACCCGCACAGCUCGGCUGCUGGGGGGCUGGGGGGGGCACAGCUGGACGGGGCAGGGCGUUUUGGGGGGGGUCCAGUGGGGGUCCUGCCCCCUGAUACAGGCUGUGGUGCUGAGGUGGGGGGUGCCCAGCCUCACGGACCCCAAAAAAUCCCUCUCCCCCCCCCCCCCAUCUGCUCCUUUUUUGGGGCAGAACCGUGAGGGGGGGGCACCCUGCCCUGCUGCCAGCCAGCCCCAGGAGGGACCCCUUUUUUUUUGGGGAGGGGGCUGCCCCCCUGCAGGCUUGGAGCCGAGGUCUGCACGGGGCUGGGGGGCAGCUCCCAGGAGCACCCCCAAGGCUGGGGGGGGAAGGAGGGGGGGGCUCCAGCCGGGCCCUCUCCCUCCCUCCCCACUCCGGCCCCCCCCCGGCAUGCUCCAGGCGCAUUUUCCAAAUGGAUGUUUCUAUUUUAUUGCUUGUAAUAAAGGAAACAGGCGAGAGCCGCCCAGCUCGG